AUGGAUUAAAGUGAUUUUCAAAAAGACUUGAUUGAAUCAGAGGAAGCAUUUAUAGAGUAAUUCGAUAGAAAUUCAGCCAAUUUCCAUCAUGGCAAUCCAACAGCUGUUCCAGUAGGAGGAUAAAGAGUACCUGAAUCAAUGCCUACGAUGUACCCUGAACAGGAUUUACAAAAUUAUUUCAAUCCUCAGGAGUAAGAUUUUGGCCCAGAAUACAAAUAGUUAAUGCAAUAUAAGGAGGUGUUGGAUUUAUUAAAAAAAUCUCUGAAUAAAAUAUCUGCUCAUCAUGAAGCACUUUUGCGUAACUAAGAGAAUCUAAAGAAGUCUGAGAAUCAGGUUCAAAUUUAGAAAUUCUAAGGCUUGAUUGAUGGUGAGAAGGCUACUUUGAAAAAUACAAUUUAAUAAUUGGAGGGACAUACAUAGUUUGUUCUAUAAUAAGAAAGAUUCAAGAAUAAAUACAAUGAAUUAUUGUAGAUCCUCUCGUUGGCUGGCAAGAGUUACAAUUCAAAAGAAGAGCUUUUUGAGUUUGGCACAUUAAUAAAAAAUAUGACAUCUUUAAUCUUCAAAGAUAAUUAGAAAUUGACAGAAGACAUAAAAUUGAUUAAGAAAUAGAAGAAGUGAAAUAUUAUUUUUCACUAAUUAAUAUUGUUAUAUCAUCUAGA
Paramecium tetraurelia is the source of this 659-nucleotide messenger RNA. RefSeq lists its product as uncharacterized. NCBI's taxonomy places the organism in Eukaryota, Ciliophora, Oligohymenophorea, Peniculida, Parameciidae. The record is from RefSeq and is a predicted model, not a curated record. The transcript is spliced from 4 exons.